ACAAGCAACCACUAUGCGAGGGCGCUAGCGUAUUCCGUGUUUAUUUCCAAGAUAGUUGAAAUAAGAAUGGCACCACCAAAACGUUUUAAAAAAGAUAAUGACAGAGGCAAAUGGAAGAAAAGGAAAGAAGAUCACGAAGAAUGUAUGGAUGAUGACUCUACCGAUGUUGUAGAAACAGAAGGAAUUCCUGAUGCUGCUAAAACUGAUAUAGAAAAACAAGAUGAAGGUGUUUUAGAAGAUGAAUUUGGUGCUAAAGAUUAUCGUUCACAAAUGACGUUAAAACCUGAUUGUGAAUCUAGGCCAUUAUGGGUAGCACCAAAUGGACAUAUUUUCUUAGAAUCUUUUUCACCGGUUUACAAACAUGCGCAUGACUUUUUGAUAGCAAUAUCAGAACCUGUUUGUCGACCAGAACAUAUUCAUGAAUAUAAACUAACGGCGUAUUCCUUGUACGCUGCUGUUAGUGUGGGCCUUCAAACGCAUGAUAUAAUAGAAUAUUUGAAAAGAUUGAGUAAAACUAGUAUACCUAAUGGUAUUGUAGAAUUUAUAAAGUUAUGUACGUUGUCGUAUGGAAAAGUGAAGCUUGUACUAAAGCGUAACAAGUAUUUUGUGGAGUCUCCAUUUCCAGAAGUAUUACAAACACUUUUGAAGGAUCCUGUUAUACAGCAAUGCAGAUUAAGAAAAAAUGUAGACGAUUUAGAAAAAGAUGAAAUUACAACAAACAUUGAAAAUAAGGGAAAGAGUAUAAAAUUUGGUGCUAAACCAUUAGCAAGCGGUCAAGCAGUUACUGCUGCUAAGCAAGCUGCUCCUGAAACCAAAGUCGAUCAAACGCCGUCAGAAAUGGCUGCUAUUCCCGAAGAUAUAACUACAUUUUAUGAAAAAAUUGAUAAAGAAGAUGAAGACGAAGAGGAAGAAUUAGAAUUAAAAACAGUUAGUUUUGAAGUAAAUCAAGAAAAAAUUGAAGUUAUACAAAAAAGGUGUAUAGAACUGGAAUAUCCGUUACUAGCAGAAUAUGAUUUUCGCAAUGAUAAUGUAAAUCCUGAUAUAAAUAUUGAUUUAAAACCAUCAGCAGUCCUGAGGCCUUAUCAAGAGAAAAGUUUACGCAAGAUGUUUGGCAACGGACGUGCUAGAUCAGGCGUUAUAGUCCUGCCAUGCGGUGCAGGAAAAAGUUUAGUCGGCGUAACAGCUUGUUGUACGGUACGAAAGCGUGCUUUGGUACUCUGUAAUUCUGGAGUAUCUGUAGAACAAUGGAAACAGCAAUUUAAAAUGUGGUCUACUGCUGACGAUUCUAUGAUUUGUCGAUUUACCAGCGAAGCCAAAGACAAACCUAUGGGUUGUGGUAUUUUAAUUACCACGUAUUCUAUGAUAACGCAUACGCAAAAACGUUCCUGGGAGGCCGAGCAAACUAUGCGAUGGCUUCAAGAACAGGAAUGGGGAAUUAUGGUUUUAGAUGAAGUACAUACGAUUCCUGCUAAGAUGUUUAGAAGAGUAUUAACGAUUGUACAGUCUCAUUGUAAAUUAGGAUUAACAGCUACAUUAUUGCGAGAAGAUGACAAAAUCGCAGAUCUCAAUUUCUUAAUUGGUCCUAAAUUAUAUGAAGCUAAUUGGUUGGAAUUACAAAAACGGGGAUUCAUAGCCAGAGUACAGUGUGCCGAAGUAUGGUGUCCUAUGACGCCUGAAUUUUAUAGGGAAUAUCUUGUAUGCAAAACAAAUAGGAAACUAUUAUUAUAUGUAAUGAAUCCAAAUAAGUUUCGAAGUUGCCAAUAUUUGAUUAGAUACCACGAAAGACGUGGCGAUAAAACAAUUGUCUUCUCGGAUAAUGUAUUUGCAUUAAAACAUUAUGCUAUUAAAAUGAAUAAACCUUAUAUUUAUGGACCAACUAGCCAAAGCGAACGAAUACAGAUAUUGCAAAAUUUUAAGUUUAAUACAAAAGUUAAUACAAUAUUUGUCAGUAAAGUAGCUGAUACUUCUUUCGAUUUACCAGAAGCAAAUGUAUUAAUUCAGAUUUCUUCGCAUGGCGGCUCCAGACGUCAAGAAGCUCAACGAUUGGGACGUAUAUUGAGAGCUAAAAAAGGUGCUAUUGCGGAAGAAUACAACGCCUUCUUUUAUACGUUAGUAUCGCAAGAUACUAUGGAAAUGAAUUAUUCAAGGAAACGUCAAAGAUUUCUCGUUAAUCAAGGUUACGCUUAUAAAGUUAUUACCAAGUUGGCAGGUAUGGACGAUGAACCAGAUUUAAUGUAUGGUUUAAGAGAAGAUCAAGGACAGUUACUGCAACAAGUCCUUACUGCCAGCGAUAUGGAUGCGGACGAGGAAAGAAUUCCUGGGGAAGGUAUAAGAUCGGUUACAAUGAAGGCAGGAAAUAUGACGUCGCUAUCAGGAGCAGAUGAUGCUGUCUACUAUGAAUAUAAAAAAGCACCGAGUUCCUCGACAGCUAACAAACAUCCGCUAUUUAAAAAAUUCAGGACUUAAGAGUUUUACAGUAGAAUCUAGUAUCUUUAUGGUACAACAAUUGCUUUAUAAUGUCCUAUAUUUAUGAGUUGUAAGAAUUGUAAGUGAUAUAAGAUAAAUCAAAGUUACGAAGCAUGCUGCGUUAUAUCAUUUAGGAUUAACAAUUUACAUAGAUAGCACAUUGAAUAAAUCAAAUGUAAUUUU
This is a messenger RNA of Polistes canadensis, 2649 nucleotides long. It is a transcript of the gene hay, whose product is annotated as DNA excision repair protein haywire. The transcript is spliced from 2 exons. Gene Ontology annotation, molecular function: hydrolase activity; ATP binding; DNA binding. NCBI's taxonomy places the organism in Eukaryota, Metazoa, Arthropoda, Insecta, Hymenoptera, Vespidae. Gene Ontology annotation, biological process: transcription initiation at RNA polymerase II promoter; nucleotide-excision repair. Gene Ontology annotation, cellular component: transcription preinitiation complex; nucleotide-excision repair factor 3 complex; transcription factor TFIIH holo complex. Bases 67 to 2466 code for a protein of 799 amino acids. The record is from RefSeq and is a predicted model, not a curated record.